This is a messenger RNA of Diaporthe amygdali, 1074 nucleotides long. RefSeq lists its product as uncharacterized. The coding region runs from base 1 to 1074 and encodes 357 amino acids. The transcript has a single exon. NCBI's taxonomy places the organism in Eukaryota, Fungi, Ascomycota, Sordariomycetes, Diaporthales, Diaporthaceae. The record is from RefSeq and is a predicted model, not a curated record. Gene Ontology annotation, biological process: secondary metabolite biosynthetic process. Gene Ontology annotation, cellular component: cytoplasm; nucleus.
AUGACGCGCCGCAGGAGCGAAGCAUUCGGCUCCAAGCCAGUCCUGCUCCUCCUUCACGGUGCAGGCAGCUCAGCCGCCAUCUUUCGAAUUCAAACACAUUUCCUGGCAAAAGCCCUCAGCCCCUACUUUGACCUCAUCUACGUGGACGCCCCACUGCGGAGCGCCCCGGGGCCGGGGAUCCUGCCGUAUUUUCAGGGCAUGGAGGCCUACUACCGGUGGUUCGGCGCCGGGGUCGAGAAGAACAUUUCAGCCAGCAAGAAUGCACAAGACUCAGAUUCUUUCCUAUCACCAGAGACUGCGGCGUCUCCCCGACGCCCGUCCGCCACAGAACACAAGCGCAGAGGGUCUACGUCGGUCCGAGCCCGCGGGCCCGGCCGGCGAGGCGUCUCUCCAGCUGCAGCCAUCAGCGCCGCUGCGUCGCUGGGGCUUAACCUCCCUCGCGGCGCCGAGGGCCUGAGCCGUGGCGUCAUGGGCCUGCUCGACAUCGCCAACCAGAGCAUCCCCCAGCAGCUCGAGGCGCAGGGCGUCCGCAGCCGGGACGUCGUGGGCGUGGUCGGCUUCUCACAAGGUGCACUAGCCGCCCUGGGCCUGCUCGGGGUCGAGCUGGCCAUCGGCUCGCCGCAGUGGAGCAACCUGCGAUUCUGCGUGGCCAUGGGCGGCGCGACGGGCGGAGGUGCCGCGCAGGCUGCCGUCACGGGGAUGAUGGCUGCUACGAACCUGCUCGGCGGCAACAAGCAAAUUCCACCAUCAGAUGCCUCAGCUGCAGUAGACUCAGAUGCGGACGCUCAGCUUUUCCCAGGCCACACCGUCCACGUCAUCGGACGCUGCGAUCCGUGGGUCAAAGAUAGUCGGCAGAUUGCGGGUAUGUGUAACCCAGGACGGACCAGAGUCGUGGAGUUUGAGGGCGGACACUGGGUGCCGCGAGAGAAACAUGACAUUUCGCGCGUAGUGGAUCUUAUUCUCGAGACCGAGUUGGACAGCCGGCGCGAGGCGGACGACUCGUCGAGUUCGUCGUCCGAGGACGAGGUCGAGGUGCUGUUGCGCAGGCUGGACGCCGUCUCGGUGAGAUCCUGA